This is a messenger RNA of Alternaria rosae, 810 nucleotides long. RefSeq lists its product as uncharacterized. Bases 1 to 810 code for a protein of 269 amino acids. The record is from RefSeq and is a predicted model, not a curated record. The transcript is spliced from 3 exons. NCBI's taxonomy places the organism in Eukaryota, Fungi, Ascomycota, Dothideomycetes, Pleosporales, Pleosporaceae.
AUGAGCAAAAUACUAGCAUACUUCCAACUGGGACCACAGUCGGGAUGGACAGAGUCAGUUGUUUUGCACGCAGCGCGGAUCCCGUUUGCGAUCGCUGUCCUCGGUCUCAGCGCCUGGCUGUACCCGUCCCUUCCAGACAAUAUCCUGUUUCUCUCGAUGGGCUUAGCCAUCUUCACAAUGACAGUUUGCAUCGGCUUCAUCAUAUUCCUAUCCGCAUGUCCGAGCACAUAUGUCAUGAAGAUCGAUCUUGGGACUCACGUCUUAAUGGCCAUACUCUGGUUAGUCGAGGUUCUUCUCAUGUGCUUUCUGGGUUGGUACGGGCAAGCAGAUAAAGAUCAUCUUUUCAAACUAUGGGUGGCAGAGCUUGUCAUGGGGACUAUCGAAUCUGGUCUCUGGUUCUUUGAAGCGCUCGUUCUGGCACACGACUUAAUGACACCCUCACCUGACAACGAGCCCAUGUCACUUCCACCACUACCACCAGCCAGCAACUACGAUUGGCCAACAUCACCACAACAACUCGACCCAUGGUCACCAGUCUCGCUUCUCGAACCCCCUCGCUCUGGGCCACAGCCUUUGCUUCCCAAAAGCCACAACAGAUACGACGAUGAUGCACAGGAGUUACCGGAUCAGUUCGAAUUUGGCUUUCCUCAAGAACCUUCUAGCAAUAGCUCAGAUCAACACGUAGCGGAGCUGAGUCCUCAGCAAGCUCCCAGUCCCGCCUCCAGUCAGGGUAGAAGGGGUGCAGUCAGUCAUCUCGAUCCAGUAGGGUCACGUUGUAUUUCGCCUAAGAAGCAGCCUGUUAGGAAGUAG